UAGCCAGACAAGGCGAAUGAUUCAUUUCUGGUUUCACAAUUCAAACUUGAAUAAAUUUAUCUUAUUGGAUUAGUCAGAAUCAUCAUCAUCAUCAUAAACUUUAUGUGUUAUAAUUAUUUUGAAGUAAAAGUAAAAAAAACAAACAAACAAACCCACAGACACAUCGAAUUUUUUUCUUUGAAAUCAAUCAAUCCGUUGGAUUUGAUCGGAAUUCAAUCUGAUUCGAUCACAUAACCAUAAAUGAUCUCUCAUCGAUACAUCUCAUUUAUUGUCGUUGUUGUUGUUGUUGUUGUUGCUGUUGAUGUCAUUCCUCCUCCCAAUUCACAGCAUUGAAGAAACAGUUUAUCACGAAUAAAUUUAUAUAUUAACAAUUUUCAAAUGAUUCAAUUUGAUUUGAAUUCUUUCCGACCAUAUUGUAUUCCUCUACCAACCAACGUACAUCAAGCUGAAAUUAACCAUCAAAAUCAGCCAUCAAAUUCAAGUGGUAGCCAAAACGGAAGUAACCACAGCAGUAGUAGUAGUAGUAGUAGCAGCAGUAGUGGAGAGAGUGGUGGCAGAAAUGGCAUUUAUAAUAGUCAACUAAUUAAUCUGAUUAAAUCGCCAACAACAUCAACAUCAUCAUCAUCAUCACCAUCACCACCAUCAGCACCAAGACAACGAUCAACUACAAUUUCAUCACAACGAUUACAAAUGAAAAAAAUGGCAACAAAAAGUUCAUUUCCAAAACGUGUAUUGUACUAUAGAAUAAUUGGACCAUUAAUGAUGCUAAUGAUAAUAGCAUCCAUAUCGAUAUCGAUGUUGCAAAAAUGUACACAACAACCAAUCACUUCGGAAUGGAAAGUUCAAAGUUUUCAAAUAAUGAUGAUCACCGAUCAAAAUGAACAAGAACAAAUGAUCAAUCAUUUGAUAGGUCGUUUUUAUCUAAAACUAAAUAUUCUUCAUUCAAUAUCAUUAUUAUGUAUUCUAUUGAUUAUUAUUUAUUGUUAUGUUGAUUUUGUGCCUAAAAAAGAUGUUGAUCUUAAAUAUUUUUUUCAUUUUAUUUCAAUAAUCAUAGUAUUCAUUGUAAGCAUAUCGACAUUAUAUGCAUCAUAUGUUGCAUAUCAACGUCCAUGUUCAUCAUCAAAUAGAACAAUUUGCUGUAAGAUUAUCGGUUCAUCUGGUUCAUGGUAUUCAAAUGAUCAAGAAUCUUUUGAAACAGCUAUCAAUAUGAAAGAAACAUCAAUGAUUGCCAUCAUGGUAUUGGAUCUAUUUAUAGCUAUGAUAUUAAUGAUGACAACAUUUAUCUAUUUUCAUGAUGUAAGACAAGAUGCAGCAAGAUGUGGUUAUCUAUAUCGUGUUCAUAAUGAAAAUUAUAUUGUCCGUUAGUCUGUGGUCAAUUGAUUUUGGAUUGAAUCAGUUCGUUAUUCGGAUUGCAAACAUUCAUCAUUUGAUUGAUUUUCAAUUCAUGUUUGUUUGUUUUUUUGGCUAAUCGCUUUUUUUUAGUUGAAAUUUUU
Dermatophagoides farinae (American house dust mite) is the source of this 1493-nucleotide messenger RNA. RefSeq lists its product as uncharacterized. Lineage: Eukaryota; Metazoa; Arthropoda; Arachnida; Sarcoptiformes; Pyroglyphidae. The record is from RefSeq and is a predicted model, not a curated record.